Acanthopagrus latus (yellowfin seabream) is the source of this 5248-nucleotide messenger RNA. It is a transcript of the gene igsf9ba, whose product is annotated as immunoglobulin superfamily, member 9Ba. Lineage: Eukaryota; Metazoa; Chordata; Actinopteri; Spariformes; Sparidae. The record is from RefSeq and is a predicted model, not a curated record. The transcript has 21 exons. Gene Ontology annotation, molecular function: protein binding. The coding region runs from base 184 to 4566 and encodes 1460 amino acids. Gene Ontology annotation, biological process: cell-cell adhesion.
CUUCGGGAGAGGAUGCGGAUGGAAGGACGGGGGAGGGAAGGGAUGAAGGGAAACGCCACGAGGAAAGAGAAUAGGAUAUGAGAAAGGGGCUUUUGCUAAAGAGACCGUGAGGUGCAAGGUCGAAUAUGAGAGAUUGGUUGAACGGGGCACUUUGCGUGGUAAUAGCUGGUCGGCAAUAGUACUAUGAUUUGGUAUGUGGCCACUCUGAUAGCAAGUGUAUUCAGCACCAGAGGAACGGCCGCUCAAGGUGCCCACGGAGUGAGAGAGGAGCCCCGGUUUGUGACGGCGCGCGCCGGAGAGAGCGUGAUCCUGGGGUGUGACGUGUCCCCUCCCCUGGACGGCCAGCAGCCUCCCUAUGUGGUGGAGUGGUUCAAGUUUGGAGUGCCUAUUCCCUUCUUCAUCAACUUCCGCUUCUACCCUCCUCAUGUGGAUCCAGAGUACACAGGUAGAGCCUCUCUUCACGGGAAGGCCUCCCUACAGAUUGACCCCGUGCGCUCCGAGGACCAGGGCUGGUACGAGUGCAGGGUCCUGAUGCUGGAGCAGCAGUACGACACCUUCCACAACGGCAGCUGGGUGCACCUCACAGUCAAUGCCCCACCUUCAUUUACAGCGACGCCGCCACAGUAUGUGGAGGCGAAGGAAGGGGGAAGCACUCUGCUAAGCUGCUCUGCCCAGGGAAAUCCAAAACCAAUGAUCAGCUGGCUGAGGGAGGGGGAGGAGCUCGCCACCAACGCAAAAUACACGGUACACGAUGGCAGUCUAACCAUCCUUGGCAUCACGAGAGACGACAGAGGGGCGUACACAUGUCGAGCCUACAGUGACCAGGGAGAGGUGCUCCACACUACCCGUCUGCUGGUUCAAGGGCCUCCGUACAUCGUCUCGCCACCAGAAAACAUCACUGUCAACAUAUCCCAGAAUGCACUCUUCACCUGCCAAGCGGAGGCGUAUCCUGGCAACCUGACCUACACCUGGUUCUGGGAGGAGGAUAACGUCUACUUCAAGAAUGAUCUGAAGCUCCGAGUGCGCAUCCUCAUCGACGGCACCCUCAUCAUCUUCCGGGUCAAGCCGGAGGAUGCCGGGAAAUACACCUGCAGUCCGAGCAACAGCCUCGGUAUCUCGCCCUCGGCAUCGGCCUACCUGACUGUUCAGUACCCUGCCCGAGUGAUCAACAUGCCCCCGGUCAUCUACGUUCCACGGAAACUGCCAGGCAUCAUCCGCUGCCCGGUGGACGCCAACCCACCUGUGAUAUCAGUGAAGUGGGAGAAGGACGGUUAUCCUCUCAGAGUGGAGAAGUACCCCGGUUGGAGCCUGAUGCCAGAUGGAAGUAUCCGGGUGGCGGAGGCCACAGAAGACUCCCUGGGCACCUACACCUGUGUGCCUUACAACGCCCUGGGUACCAUGGGCAUGUCCCCCCCUGCCACGUUGGUGCUAAAGGAUCCCCCUUACUUUAAUGUGAGGCCUGGGGGGGAGUACCGUCAGGAGGCUGGGAGAGAGUUAGUUAUCCCCUGUGCUGCUUCUGGAGACCCUGAUAUACCAACCAUCACCUGGAGAAAGGUGGGGAAGCCAAGCAAGAGUAAGCACAACAUCCUACCGAGCGGCAGCUUACAGUUUCUGUCGCUCAGCAAGGAGGACCACGGAGAAUGGGAGUGUGUCGCCACCAAUGUGGUCACGAGCAUCACUGCCAGCACGCGUAUCCUCGUCAUCGGCACCAGCCCACACGCUCCUGGUAAUAUCCACGUAUUGCCCUCAACAACCUCCGCUAAUGUGUCCUGGGAACCAGGUUAUGAUGGCGGCUUCGAGCAGACGUUCUCUGUGUGGUACGGUCCAGUGUCAAAGAGAACAGACUUCGGUCCUCAUGACUGGCAUUCGAUGCCAGUUUCUGGUGCUCAGACCUGGUUGGUGGUGCCAGGGCUGGAGCCUGGGACAGAGUACCAGUUCAGUGUGUUGGCACAAAACAAACUGGGCACAGGCCCAUUCAGCGAAGUUGUGACAGUCAACACUGCAGGCUCUCCUCUGGGUACCCCAGAACCACUGGUGCUUCUUACUCCACCACGGUGCCUCACAGCCAAUCGCACGCAGCACGGUGUUCUUCUCACAUGGCUCCCUCCAGCCAACCACUCCUCGCCGAUCGACCGAUACAUCAUGGAGUUCCGCCUCGGGGAGAGGUGGGAGGUUCUGGAUGACCUGAUCCCAUCCACUGAGACUGAGCUCAUAGCUCGAGACCUCGUUCAGGAGUCCUGGUAUGAGUUCAGAGUGAUGGCUGUCAUGGACGACCUAAUCAGCGAGAGCAGCAACGUUGUCGGAGUGUCGAGCACAGAUCCCUUCCCCCCUGCAGAGCUGCCUGAGGAGGGGCUGGCGCGGCCUGUGGUGGCGGGUGUUGUGGCAACUAUCUGUUUUCUGGCAGCGGCAGUACUGUUCAGCACUCUAGCAGCUUGCUUUGUCAAUAAGCAACACCGUCGCAAACUCAAACGCAAACCAGAUCCUCCGUUGUCGGUGACACACUUCAGGAAAAGCAUUGAGUCACCGCCUCCUCUCACCCCCUUGCCAGGGGUAGAGCCCUGCUGGGACGAGCCUGCCAGGAGCAGUUUCUUGCCCCCGCCCGCCAGCCCCCUGUUAUCAUCGGGGAAGAUAAGUCCAGAGAGCUCCCCUCCAUCUCGACCCCGCUCUCUUUCUUCGGAGGGUUCCCAAGGUCCAGGCCUGUAUGUCAGGAAGCUGCCCAGCCCUCAGAGAGAUAAAGACAAAGAGCUCUCCUUCUACAAGAAAACCAAGCGUGCCAUAGCCAGCAAGAAAUACAGUGUGUCCAAGUAUGAGGCAGAGGUCACUACGCCUAUUGAGCUGAUAAGCCGCGGCCCCGAUGGCCGCUUCGUCAUGGAGACCAGCCCACCGCCCCGUCGCAUCCAGGGCUUCCCCUUCGCAGAGGAGUCUGACAUGUACCCUGAGUUCCGGCAGUCUGAUGAGGAGAAUGAUUUUGACCCCGGGCCUCUGCCGCCUAUCAUGCCCACGCUGCGGCCCCAGCUCUCCCCAACGUCCUCCAGCCUGGAGUCAACGCAACCCCCCACCUACAGUCCCCGCCUACACAGGGCCAUGGAAGGUAUGAGCUUUGCAGAGGGCAGUGCACUUCACGCCUCAGGGCAGGCCCCGGCCUCCCGCUACAGGGGCUUUCCCCAGGGCCCAUUCUAUGGGUAUCUAGGCAGCCGCGGCGAAUCAGGGAUUCCACCACCAUUCUACAUGCCUGACAUCAGCCCGCGUAGCUCCGCUCUGUCCUCCCCCCCAGGCACCGCCGAGGGGCCCUUUGGUUACCCCUCCAUCCCCGAGGAGAGUGGAGAGACGGAGCACCAUCAGUACACUGCCUCUGGCCAUUCUCUGUCUCACACACACAGCCCUCCUCCUCUCUCACCUGAAAGCUGGCAGCCUCAUGAGUUACCCUUCCUCGGUCUAGAGGGUCCACGGUUCAUAUACCCACCUCACCAUCCCUUACAUCAUCCCCAGGACCUCCCUGACCCACCCCCAUACCCUCCUCACUCUCUCCCCCCCAGUCGCCUGCACCUCCCUCCACUAAAGGAUCCAACAAGUCCUGGACUCCUGCAGCUGGAGGUCCCUGUGGCUCCCCCAGGCAGAGACAGGCCCCUGGGGCCUCCGGUUAGGCGUUUAGCUAUGCAACAGGCCCAGAGUCUCGGCCAGCUCAGACACACGGCCCACGGUGUGGGUGUACCAGUGUUGCCUUACCCUGACCCGGCAGCCCGUGCAGGGAGCCCAAGCACAGCCCCUAGUAGUAGCCCUCAGUCCUGGCUCAGCCCGAGGGCGGGGCGCCGGGCAGACCCCAGCCUACCCCCACUAGUACUCCAGCCCUCCCGCCUCUCUCCACUCUCCCAAAGCCCUCUUAGCACCCAGCCAGGUUCCCCCGAUAUUCUAGUGAGGCCCCCUCCGCGGCCCAGCAUCCUCCGCACCUCUCGGUCUCUGGAGAUGCAUGAGAUCACCCUGCAGCCCUCUGUCAGUUUCUCCCGGAGGUCCUCCUUGUCCACCUCUCCCACUCAGGGCGCCAGGCUACCCAGCCCCAGUUACCACGCCCACAUGUCGUAUGCCUCCACUGCAGCCAGUUACCCCUCCCAGUCUCCCUCUCCCCCUCUGGAGGGCAGGGAUGUUUUCGGGCAGAGGCCAUCCCAGAGAAGGACAGAGGAGGAGAUGCUGCCCUCAGAGCCCUCUCAGCUCCAGAUAUCAGCCUCAGGGGAACCUCUAGGUGCGUCUAGUGAUCCUGCCGGGUCUGAGAGCUUACCAGCACUGCUACACCACUGUAUUACUAAAGCCAAGGGAGUGGCUGCCAACAACAAUAACAACACGACCUCCGGAAGGAGAACAGGUGCGUGUUCCUCUCAGACCCAGCAGCAAUCUCAGACACCCCAAGAGGGUAAGGAUCUCAGCCUCCACAGAAAGAGGAAAAGGCAAAACAAGAAGAACCCCUAUCUCUAUUUGACCUCCUUCCUGCACCGCAGGCAGUCUGAGGAGGACCAGACAGGCAUUCUGGCCAGUGCAGACUCUGAGGGCCCAAAUUAUGGGACUCUACGCUGACCCAUUGUGCCCACCAAGCCAUUGGACUCGACUAAACUGACCUCCCCUGAAAUAAAAAACCCAACCUCAGCACUCCCUGCUCCCUGUAUCAAGCUAAUACAUUUCUUAUAAUCUCUAAAAGUUCAUCGGUGUUUGGGGAGCGGGGACGACAUACAGCUGAACACGCUGGGCCGGGGUUGGAGAUCUUAUUUGAAGACAAGAACAAUGGCUUUUCUGAGUUGUCACCACCACUUGUCUCUUGAGGAGUUUCACUUGAAAAAUGCUCUGAAAAUAUAUAAUGUAUAUAAAUAGUAAAACAAGGGAAUUAAGCUUCCUCCUACAGUAAUAACAAUGUGUUGGUUGAGUAUGUCACAACACGUUAAAGAUUUUUCACUCACUGGUCAUUGAGGGGUCCAUAUCUUUAGGUUUUUCAGUGAAACAGUGUACUGUGAAGCCUGGUGCGUCCUCGGACAGGGACAUGAGUCUACCUUUCCUACAAUACAAAUAGUGUCAGUAUUUCAACACAGGGUUCUUACCACAAAAUAUACCUCAGAGUAAACGCAGAGUUGCUGUAAUUCUUGUGGUAUACUGUACGUACUUGACCUUUUUUCAUAUUAAACGUAUGGUUAAAAAGGUUUAUAUCCCAACACACACACACACACACACACACACACACACACACACACACACACACACACACACA